This is a messenger RNA of Condylostylus longicornis, 1016 nucleotides long. RefSeq names its product vesicle transport protein SEC20 (gene Sec20). The transcript has 2 exons. Gene Ontology annotation, cellular component: endoplasmic reticulum; SNARE complex. Bases 105 to 794 code for a protein of 229 amino acids. Gene Ontology annotation, biological process: retrograde vesicle-mediated transport, Golgi to endoplasmic reticulum. Lineage: Eukaryota; Metazoa; Arthropoda; Insecta; Diptera; Dolichopodidae. The record is from RefSeq and is a predicted model, not a curated record. Gene Ontology annotation, molecular function: SNAP receptor activity.
UGCGUCAAAAACUCGAAAGGAUUUUCUCGAUUGUGAUGAAAUGUAAUUUUAAAUAUUACCUUACUUUUGUAAAUAAAUGAAUAAAAUAAAAAAUUAACGAAAAAAUGAAUGGCCAAAAUUUUACAUUGUCAUCAAUAAAGCAGGAUAUAAUUGAUAGUAAUUUAAAUGCUAAAGCAAUUAUUCAAGAUAUAAAUUCUUUCCGUGGGACUCUUCCUGAAUUAGAAGCUUUGAACGAAGCUGGAAGAUUAAAACUUUCAGCGUUACGAAAAUGUAUAGAACGCCUGGAUGAUGUUUCUAAGGACGAAGGCAGUGCAGAAUUGUCCAAGGAAGUUGAUUUGCAUCGAGAACAGUUCUCAAAAACUUUACAGGCCUUUCGCAAGGCAAAUGUAGCAGCAAUGAUGGAAAUAAAAAAAGCAAGUAGAGAAGAAUUAUUUUCAUUGACCGGCAAUUCUGAAUUACGUCAACGUACUGAAAUGGGUACUGGAAGUCAGCAUAAUCGUUUAGGUCUCGUUGCCCAACAAGACAAUGUUACUGAGAAAAUGCUAUCGAUAACACGUCAUCUAUCGGAAACUACACAAAAAUCUGCUGCUACUUUAGACACAUUGGUGUUAUCUUCACAGACGGUAGAGGGAACAAGGAGUGAACUGCAUAGUACUGCAGGAGCCAUAUCAAAAUCAGGAAAACUUUUAAAGAAGUAUGGUAGACGAGAGUGCACUGACAAGAUUCUUUUAUUGUUUGCCUUUAUUUUCUUUUUGUUUGUGGUUUUUUACAUUAUGCAAAAGAGACUGUUUUAGUUUUAAGACAACGCUAUAAUGUUAUAUGAAAGCUAUAUUCUUAAAGAAAUUGCAUUUUUCCAAAAAAAAAAAAAAAUGUAGCAAUACAAAACGCUAGAAAAUUGGAAAAAAAUAUGAAUCAAUUAUAUUCCCACAUAAUAUUUCAACAAUUGCAACUUUUGCUUCGUAAUUUAUUAGUAAAUUUAAAUGAAUUAAUCGAAAUUAAAACUUAAUGAUUGUAAU